CAAUUGGAUACGGCAUGAGGCGCCAUAACGCGGACACUUACGAAAUUCCUGCACUAUGGUGGACUGGCAAGCGGAAUAUGUGAAGGCGGCGGAGCUGGAGGAAGCUGAAGAGGGUUCUACGCCAACUACGGCUUCGCAACAAAGCGUCAAGACUCCGGUAGAUAAUGUGCUGACGUUUCUCGACCUACUGUUGGUCGAGGAAGGCGGCGAGUGGUGGGCCAAGCUACAGCAUCGAGUGAAGUGUGCUGCCAAGCAGAAGAGUGAUGAUCAGGGGGCGGUGGCAUUAAGCGAAGAUGACAAAAAACAGCUUAAGACACUCAAGAAGCGGCUGGCAGCGGUUGGAGUCGAGCUAGUGAUUGAACUGCCGAAGCUGAAUGCGUCGGUGAGCAGUAAGGAGACGCCUCGCUCCGCUAAAGUGCGUGUGUUGCAACUACAGCUCGUGUGUCGCGUACUGUGCUACGGGGAUCUGACCAAAAAGAAGAAAGAGGAAAAGAAACGGCUGAAGAAGGAGAUCAGGAAUCUAUUGGACCGUGUGGCAUUGCUGUUAGACGCAGCAAACCCGCCGUCGUUGGCGGAUGAGGAUGCGGACGAACGUUCGCCGUUCCAGGAGUUUCUACAGCAGCAAUUAGCCCCGAGAUUGCAGAUGCUGCUACCAGAUCUCGUGCGGUAUUUACUGAGGGCAUACGAGCUGGAAGAAGAGCAGGAGGCCAAGGUUGACGAGAACAAAGACGCUAUGACAGCAUUGCUGCCUACGCCUGUGGUGAAGCCACCUCAGCGUCCUGUCGAACUUCCAAAGGCUGGUGUUACCGGCAAAGGCAGCAUUUUAUCUGCAUUACGCCAAGAACGACCGGCAAAGCGUGCUCGCCCCGAUGCAAGUGGCUUGUUUAAGGAAGUCCAGCUCCCUCAUCAGUUGCAGCAAAAGCAGAUUAUUCAGUCACGACCUCACAAGUCAAGGCGGAUCUCUACAACCCACAGCGGCGCAAGUAAAAGCAAAAAUGCUGACAAAAGUAGAAGUGCACGAAGUAGUCAGGACUCGCUUCUUCGCGCGGCAGCCAGUGCCAAAUCGACAAACCAAUCGAGAACUCACGACUUUGCUCGAACAGCUAAGACUGGCCCGGUGUCGAGCAUCGGAAAGCGUAUCGAGACUGAUCUGCUGCGUCGCGCCGUUGUGGAAUCCAGUAAGAAAGGACCUGCAGCGCCUCUCCUCCACCGAGCGAUGUCGGACCGAUCUAACUAUACUGGACGGCAACCUGCAAUGUCAUCAUCGCCAGGCGCGGCCAGAAGAACAGAUGCAACAGCCAAUAAUUGCUCACCGCCAUUGCGCCGAGCGAUGACCACUUCGUCAGUGGUCAUGCGGACGCCCGACAGACCCAAGCGAAUGGUUGCACGAACUACCAGAAGGGUCUUGGUAGAAGCAUCUCCUCCGCUACGUAGUCUCGGAGCUGCACCUCGUCUACUUCAGCCCAAGUCAUUACGACCAUCCGGUAUCAACCCUCCCUCUCUUUUCGGCAACGAUUCAAAAUAUAAGUAGAGUGACAGAAGACCUCGAAUUAAGCAGCAUUACACUAGCUUGCGUCAGCG
This is a messenger RNA of Phytophthora nicotianae INRA-310, 1581 nucleotides long. RefSeq lists its product as hypothetical. The coding region runs from base 56 to 1531 and encodes 491 amino acids. The record is from RefSeq and is a predicted model, not a curated record. NCBI's taxonomy places the organism in Eukaryota, Oomycota, Peronosporomycetes, Peronosporales, Peronosporaceae. The transcript is spliced from 2 exons.